UUUGGAGAGGGAGCAGGUACUCAGGGUUCUGUGUGUCUAUUUUGAUGAGAGGUUGACCUGGGCUGAUCAUAUUGAAAAAGUGUUUGCCAAGUGCAAGAAGUGUGUGUGAACACGUAUGUGGUUCUGGUUAGAGCAGUUAUAGAUUCUGGGUGUAUUGUCUAUGGGGCAGCAGCUCUUCUCUGACCCAGCUAGAUACAGUGCAAGCCCAGGUCCUAACACUGUGCAGUGGGGCAGUAUGAGGACAGGGUGGGAGCUGACUUAGCUGAGAUGUUUUAUAGUCGGGUGCUUUCUGUGUACAACGGAUGACUACAAAAUAUUCACAGGUGAGUCAAAAGAUCCACAGUCUGGUUGAACAGGGCAGCGUUUGUUGUACCUGAUAGGGAGGUCAUGGUCUAAGAGUGCUUUUAAGAUCACUUGGCUGUAUUUACAGUGGAGCUGUUGGUGAUGUGACUGGCCUUACAGUGGAUGGAGGAGGUUGGAGUGGUUAUAUGCUCAGACUCUAGUGCAGUUCUGAUGAGUGUACAGUCCUAAACAUCCCACAGUAGACAGGACCUGCUGUAUGAGGUGCUCCGAGGUCACAAUGGUGUGAGGAGGAUGGGGGUGUGGGUCAAACUGAUGUGGGUUCCAGAGUGCAGACAGUCUGGCUAAGCAGGCCCUCAGGGAGGAGGGGGAUGAGGUGAUGGUGUCUAUCAGUAAGGCAGAGGCUGAGGCCCUGAUAUGGACAGAGGGAAAGGGAGAGGUUAAAGGUGAGUCUGAGGGCUCAGGGCAUUACAGGACUGAUGGUGGAGGCCUUGUUGUGGGAUUGUACAAGCAGAGAGAGAUCUUUACUGGUCGUUUUCUAAGAGAAACCAGACCAAUGGGGAGGAUUUACAUGUCUGUCUCUGGACCACACUCCAUUACAGUAGGUGGUGCUAGUAGACGUACAACACAAAUCUGCUUAAAACGAAGAAUAAAAAUAAUAAUAUGUUGUUCAAACUACAACAUAUCUGAAAGAAUGCACUUCACUGCCUGACCUGUGAAACAGAAGAAACAUUCUUGUUGUAAAACAUCAACACAGGAUAAACUGUCAGGAAUAUACAUUCAAUCAAAGUUUGCUGUAUUUGGUUAAGAAAUGGAACAUUAAAUCAUUUAUAAUGUAUACAAUUAUAUUUUACUACAAGUAUUCAACACAUUUUGCUGUGCUGAUGGUAUUAGAAGUUGAACUGUAUAUGUUCCAAGUAGCUUGACAGAGAAUGUAUGACUGCAGUGUAAUAUAUCUAACAUGUCAGUUCUCCAUCAUUGUUUCAGCUGAAGAGUAUUUACAAAUUGAAAGCCCAGAGGACAAGAGGAGAAGAGAGGAAUCUGCUUGUUUGCUUGAAAUACAGCUAGACUAUAAAUGUCCAGAGGACAUUCACAGAUUAAAAAAGAGUUUGAAAGGGAAGGACAAACAACUAGGAGAGAGAGAUGAACUGCUGAAGAAGAGAGAUAAAGUGUGUGAUGAGAAAGACAAGCAGCUGAAGGAGAAAGAUGAAGAACUAAAGAGGAGGCAGGAGGAACUGGGAGAGAAAAACAAACAACUAGAAGAGAGAGACCAACGACUGGAGAGACUAGAGAGUGAAGGUAAAGAGACACAGAAGAGACUGGAAGAGAAGGACAAACAACUAGGAGAGAGAGAUGAACUGCUGAAGGAGAGAGACAGACAUGUGGAAAAUGUCAAAAAUGAAAACAUUAAACUUGCACAGCAGAUAUGUGACCUAAACAUUGAGGUAGAGAGACAGAGAAAUGAGUUAUCGGUUAAAACCACUGAGAGAGGAGAGAUCUCAGUAGCAGAACCCAAACUACCAAUUAGGAAGAGAGACGGCAUGGACGAGCCUCCAAACAUGGGAGGAGAGACCCCAGAUACAGACCCACCACUACCACAGGAUGAAGGUUCUACUGUGGUCCCUGGAGUCAGGAGGAGACACAGCAUGGAAAAGCCUCCAGACAUGGGGGGAGAGAGCAGCAGUCCAGACCCUCCAGUGUCUCCCAGUGUGUCUGAGCUGAGACUGGUGCUGCUGGGGAGGACUGGGGCUGGGAGGAGGGCAGCAGGAAACACCAUCCUGGGCAGAGAAGAGUUUGGGGCCCAGGACAGCCCCUCUGCAGUCACCCAGAGGGGUAGGAGGAGAGAGGGGGACGUGUGUGGGAGACGGCUGGUGCUGGUGGACACUCCAGACUGGUUCUGCCCUGGACUCUCUCUGGAGGAGAUGAGACAGGAUGUGGGGCUGUGUGUCCGUCUGUCCGCCCCGGGACCCCACGCCUUCCUCCUGGUCGUACCAGUGGAGGCCUCUGAGGGGGAGGAGAGAGGAGCCAUGGAGAGAUUGGAGGACAUGUUUGGAGAGGGUUGUUGGGGGCACACUGUCAUUCUGUUCACCCAUGAUGACAGUCUGAGAGAGCAGAGCAUGGAGGAGUUUCUCCAAACAGCAAGUCAGGACCUCCAGCAGCUUGUAGAGAAAUGUGGGAACAGGUACCACGUCCUCAACAUGAAGGACAGGGCCCAUGGCACUCAGGUCCCAGAGCUGCUGCACCAGGUAGAGGAGAUGGUGGCAGGAAACAGAGAGAGCUUCUACAGCAGUCAGACCUACCAGGAGGCAGAGGCCCAGGUCACAGAGAUGAAGGGAAAGAUUCAGAGGGAGAGAGAGGAGAAGAUACAGAGGGAGGAGACAGAGAGGAAAGAGAAGUUUGAGACAGAGCUGCAGAACUCUCUGAAGAAGAUAGAGGGAGUGAUCCAGGACCACGAGGGAGACAUCCGAACACUCAGCCAUCGAACAUCUGAACUGGAGAGACAGGUGAAGGAAGAGAGGGAUGAGGAGAAGAAGAGAGAGCUGGAGAGAGAGCUGAAGAGAGAGACUGACCAGAGAGAGGAGAUGGAGAGAAAGCUGGAGAGAUUUAGAGAGAAGAGAGAGAAUGAGAGGAGGGAGAGGGAGGAGAGACACAGGCAGGAGAUGGAGGAGUUCAGGGAGAACUAUGAAGGAGAGGCCAGAGUUGAAGCAGAGAGAAACCUGAUGAAGGUGGUCCUACCUGAGCUGCAGAGGAGCAUCAUGAUCUCACACACUAAGAUGCAGAGAGACUUCAACAGACAGAUUCAGGAGAAGGAUAGAGAGAUGCAAAAGAAGGAUAUAGAGAUGGAUAGACUUCAGUAUAAAUUAAUAGAUCUCAGUACUAAGUUUUUAGAUGAAGUCCAUGAAGUUAGUGCAUGGAACAAGUCUUACCUAGGACCAGAGGAGGAGGUGGAGGAAGAAGUUACUGACACAACUCCUCUUUAUAGAGGUGGGAUUGAACAGCUGACAUAGCCAGAGAAUUGAGAUUGAUUCAUACUGUGAUAAUGUCUGUAAAUAUCCUUUUAUUCUGUGUAUCUGCUGUUAAACUUGUUAAGAUCCUGGACAAAUGGUUAUUCGGGAAUUCUGUAAUCAUCAACUAACUUAAAAAAAAACAUUUAAGCAUUUAUAUUUUAUACUACCUAUUAAAUAAUACAACAUAC
Messenger RNA from Hypomesus transpacificus, 3496 nucleotides. RefSeq names its product trichohyalin-like. Bases 1233 to 3308 code for a protein of 691 amino acids. NCBI's taxonomy places the organism in Eukaryota, Metazoa, Chordata, Actinopteri, Osmeriformes, Osmeridae. The transcript is spliced from 6 exons. The record is from RefSeq and is a predicted model, not a curated record. Gene Ontology annotation, molecular function: GTP binding.